UGGUAGCUCCAGCUGAUAUAAAAGCUCCUCCRUCUCCUCGCUCCUCCAAACGCCUUCCCUUGACUUCUUCAAGACUUGGCCUGUGUCUGUUGACCUCCUUCACAACUCAAAAAUGUCCUGCUACGAUCUGUACCCCUCCUCCGCUUGCGGCGUCCUCCGGCCUCAGCCCCUGGCCGACAGCGCCAAUGAGCCGUGUGUCCGGCAGUGCCCCGACUCCACCACCGUGAUCCAGCCUCCCCCUGUGGUUGUCACCUUCCCCGGCCCCAUCCUCAGCUCCUUCCCGCAGGAUUCCGUGGUGGGAUCUGCUGGAGCGCCCGUCCUGGGAGCCUCGGGGGCUUCUCUGGGCUAUGGGGGUCUGGGGGGCUAUGGGGGCUACGGCUCCCUGGGCUAUGGGGGUCUCUAUGGCUAUGGGGGAUACGGAUCCCUGGGCUACGGGGGUCUGUGGGGCUAUGGGGGCUCCUCCCUGGGCUAUGGGGGUCUGUGGGGCUGUGGGGGCUACCGUGGCCUGUACGGCUCUGGCCGAGGCUUUGGCUCUGGCUACUGCAGCCCCUACUCCUGGUACGGCCCCUACGGCCGCGGCGGCUGCUGGUCMUGCUGAACCCCACGGAAAACCCCGGAGUAAGGAAUGACCGGAAACUGAGAGAUGCAAUCCCGACCCCAAAGGAGGUGUUGUGACCACGGCCACCCCACUGCAGCGGAGCUGGAGGCACACAACUCCUCCUUGGUUUAUUYGCCUUCUGCUCAUCGUCUUCUGGGCUUUUUUCUCCAUCUCUGUGUGUGUAAUGUGUGCGAUAAAAUAAUAACUUGUAAUCUGAAAUGCAACUUCACUGUCCAGCUGAAGAACAUCCAUGGAAGGAGUUGCCUGUGAUAUGAUACUCUUCAUAUUSUGAUGUUUUUCUGUGUGUACUUUUUUCUCAUUAAAGUCAUUCUGUUCUGCAUCGAA
This is a messenger RNA of Malurus melanocephalus (red-backed fairy wren), 943 nucleotides long. RefSeq names its product scale keratin-like. Gene Ontology annotation, molecular function: structural constituent of cytoskeleton. The record is from RefSeq and is a predicted model, not a curated record. Gene Ontology annotation, cellular component: intermediate filament. Bases 113 to 598 code for a protein of 161 amino acids. The transcript has 2 exons. NCBI's taxonomy places the organism in Eukaryota, Metazoa, Chordata, Aves, Passeriformes, Maluridae.